Molecule: messenger RNA, 722 nt
Organism: Athene cunicularia (burrowing owl)
Lineage: Eukaryota; Metazoa; Chordata; Aves; Strigiformes; Strigidae
Gene: SMIM15
Product: small integral membrane protein 15
Exons: 1
Coding region: 240-464 (74 amino acids)
Source: RefSeq, a predicted model, not a curated record
UGGAUGACGUGCCUAAUUAUUUUGUAAACGUGGUACUUGAAGGGAGGGUCAACACUUUGCGUUACACUUGAACACACCAUACGCUACUCUUCUACCAAAAAUGAGCUUGCUCUUUAAUAACGAAAGUUGAUGACUCAUAUUGAAAUGGUAGUUGCUGUGUAUGUCCGCUUUUAUUUUUCUGAAUACUCAGAAAUUAUUUGUAUAUUCCAUAGGGUUUUCCCAAUAGAAAAACAGAAACAAUGUUCGAUAUUAAGGCUUGGGCUGAAUACAUCGUGGAGUGGGCUGCAAAGGACCCAUACGGCUUUCUUACUACAGUCAUCUUGGCCCUUACACCGUUGUUCAUAAUUAGUGCAGCACUUUCAUGGAAGCUUGCAAAAAUGAUUGAGGCCAGGGAGCGAGAGCAAAAGAAGAAACAGAAACGCCAAGAGAAUAUUGCAAAAGCCAAACGAACAAAGAAGGAUUAAAUGGGGAAAAAAAAGGCCUUCCUUGUGCAAAGAAUCCACUUUUUAAAUUAAACACUUGUACGUUUUAUGUUUUAACUGUCCUUUGAUACUUGAUCCUGUUAUUUCUUGAAGUAUGGAAUUUAAUCCCUCUAGUGUAUUUUUUCUGCUGAGAUGAUUUAUGUUAAAGUUUGUCCAAGUGGCUUGUUACAAGUCAUUUAAUCUACUACUUGUGUCCUAGUGCAGGUUGCUUUGUCUGAAUUUGCAUGUGAAAUUAAAAAA